AUGAUAACUCUUACUGCUCCCAAGUCCAUAUUCUGCUGUUACCCUUGUGUUUAUUACAACAGCUAUCUUCCUUACUACUGUUACAGCGACUCAUCUAGUAUUAAUAACAUCGAGGAUAUUUUUAAAUGGAGAAAUGACAUGUUUACAACUAAAAUACGAAGAGAAUGGGACGACGAGGAGACCCCAUCGGAGCUCCCCGCGGAGUACCAGCGGCACCAGCGCGUGUGGCUAGGCGGCCUGACGGCGCGAUCGGCGAAGGUCGUGCAAGUGACGCAAUCGCGAACGGCGAAUAACCACAGAGAGCUGUCCGUCGUCCGCGGAGAAUACCUCGAAGUGCUUGACGACAGCAAGAACUGGUGGAAAGUGGUGAACGUUCUCGGGCAGGUUGCGCACGUUCCACAUACGAUAGUGAAGAUUUACACGCCCGACCGAGAUGGCGACGAAGGGGGUCAACAGCAUCCCGGUCCUCCUCCUCCGCCUGAUCCUUCGCUGUCUUCGGGCGAGGAAGGUCCUGUCAGCGGAGGAAACAGUCCCAACUCCAACGGCAGGAUGUCCAAAGAAGAUCCUAAAGGGGAUGGACAGAUCAACCCGGGGAUUCCAGGGCGAUUCUUAUGUCGGCAGGGACACUGUGCUGCCCAUGACAGAUAUCGUAGACACG
Penaeus monodon (black tiger shrimp) is the source of this 658-nucleotide messenger RNA. RefSeq lists its product as uncharacterized. Gene Ontology annotation, cellular component: plasma membrane. Lineage: Eukaryota; Metazoa; Arthropoda; Malacostraca; Decapoda; Penaeidae. Gene Ontology annotation, biological process: Rho protein signal transduction; regulation of Rho protein signal transduction. The record is from RefSeq and is a predicted model, not a curated record. Gene Ontology annotation, molecular function: actin binding.